This is a messenger RNA of Felis catus (domestic cat), 2369 nucleotides long. It is a transcript of the gene BCHE, whose product is annotated as butyrylcholinesterase. Lineage: Eukaryota; Metazoa; Chordata; Mammalia; Carnivora; Felidae. The record is from RefSeq and is a predicted model, not a curated record. The transcript is spliced from 5 exons. Bases 228 to 2105 code for a protein of 625 amino acids. Gene Ontology annotation, cellular component: plasma membrane. Gene Ontology annotation, molecular function: acetylcholinesterase activity. Gene Ontology annotation, biological process: choline metabolic process; acetylcholine catabolic process.
CGCGAGCUUUGUCAGUAACAGUUGAUUGUAAUGUCAGUGCAGUCCAAUUUACAGGCUGGAGCAGCAGCUGCAUUCUGCAUUUCCCUGAAGUAUUCCAUGACUUUCACUCCUUGCAAACUUUAUCAUCUUUUGUUGCAGUGAGUCAGAGGAAGAAACCAUGAGGCAGAAAGGACCACAGAAGGGACCAUGGAAACAGAAAAAUACAAUAACAGAAGUCUAAGCUGGCCAUGAAUAGAACAGUGCGUAUUUCAGAAAAUACACAAGCUUGUAUUUCCUCCUCUAACCAAGAAAUCAAUAUGCAGAGCAAGGGUACAAUCAUAAGCAUCCAAUUUCUCUUGCGGUUUCUUCUGCUCUGGGUGCUCAUUGGGAAGUCACACACGGAAGAAGACAUCAUAAUUACAACCAAGAAUGGAAAAGUCAGAGGGAUGAACUUGCCAGUUCUUGAUGGCACGGUGACAGCCUUUCUGGGAAUUCCCUAUGCACAGCCACCUCUUGGUAGACUUCGAUUCAAAAAGCCACAAUUCUUGACCAAGUGGUCCGAUAUUUGGAAUGCCACAAAAUAUGCAAAUUCUUGCUAUCAGAAUGCAGAUCAAAGUUUCCCAGGCUUCCCUGGAUCAGAGAUGUGGAACCCAAACACUGAUCUCAGUGAAGACUGUUUAUACCUGAAUGUGUGGAUUCCAACACCUAAACCAAAAAAUGCUACUGUAAUGAUAUGGAUCUAUGGUGGUGGUUUUCAAACCGGAACAUCAUCUUUACCUGUUUAUGAUGGCAAGUUUCUGGCUCGGGUUGAAAGAGUUAUUGUAGUUUCAAUGAACUAUAGGGUGGGUGCCCUAGGAUUCUUAGCUUUACCAGGAAAUCCUGAGGUACCAGGGAACAUGGGCUUAUUUGAUCAACAGUUGGCACUACAGUGGGUCCAAAAAAAUAUAGCAGCCUUUGGUGGAAAUCCUAAAAGUGUAACUCUCUUUGGAGAAAGUGCAGGGGCGGGUUCAGUUAGCCUUCAUUUACUUUCUCCUAGAAGCCAGCCAUUGUUUACCAGAGCCAUUCUGCAAAGUGGAUCCUCUAAUGCCCCUUGGGCAGUAAUGUCUCUGGAUGAAGCCAAGAACAGAACACUGACCUUAGCUAAAUUUAUUGGUUGCUCUAAAGAAAAUGACACAGAGAUAAUCAAAUGCCUUCGAAACAAAGAUCCCCAGGAAAUUCUACUGAAUGAACUAUUGGUUGUCCCCUCUGAUACUCUUUUAUCUGUAAACUUUGGUCCAGUCGUGGAUGGUGAUUUUCUCACUGAUAUGCCAGACACACUACUCCAACUUGGACAGUUCAAAAAAACCCAGAUCUUGGUGGGUGUUAAUAAAGAUGAAGGGACAGCAUUUUUAGUAUAUGGUGCUCCUGGUUUCAGCAAAGAUAAUGACAGUAUCAUAACUAGAAAAGAAUUUCAAGAAGGUUUAAAAAUAUAUUUUCCAGGAGUGAGUGAAUUUGGAAGGGAAGCGAUUCUUUUUUAUUAUGUGGACUUGUUAGAUGAUCAGAGAGCUGAAAAGUACCGUGAGGCCUUGGAUGAUGUUCUUGGAGAUUACAAUAUCAUAUGCCCUGCAUUGGAGUUCACCACAAAAUUCUCAGAAUUGGGAAAUAAUGCCUUUUUCUACUAUUUUGAACACCGAUCUUCCCAACUUCCUUGGCCAGAAUGGAUGGGAGUGAUGCAUGGUUAUGAAAUUGAGUUUGUCUUUGGUUUGCCUCUGGAAAGAAGAGUUAAUUACACAAGAGCUGAGGAAAUUUUGAGCAGAUCCAUCAUGAACUACUGGGCAAAUUUUGCAAAAUAUGGAAAUCCAAAUGGAACCCAGAACAACAGCACACGAUGGCCUGCCUUCAGAAGCACCGAUCAAAAAUAUUUAACCUUGAAUGCAGAGUCACCAAAAGUAUACACUAAACUACGCGCUCAACAAUGCCGAUUCUGGACACUAUUUUUUCCCAAAGUCUUGGAAAUGACAGGAAAUAUUGAUGAAGCAGAACGAGAAUGGAGAGCAGGAUUCUAUCGCUGGAACAAUUACAUGAUGGACUGGAAAAAUCAAUUUAAUGAUUAUACUAGCAAGAAAGAAAGCUGUGCAGGUCUCUAAUUAAUAGAUUUACCCUUUAUAGAAUGUUCAUUUUCCUAUAGAUCAAGGUAAAAAUAUCACUAGCUCUCUUACACACCAUGUAAGAAAGCUAUUAUACUGCUGAAACAAAAAUGCCAGAAGGAUAAUAUCGAUUCCUCACAUCUUUCACUUAGUAUUAUACCUAGCAUUUCAAAACCCAAAUGGCUAGAAUAUGUUUAAUUAAAUUUCACAAUAUAAAGUUUGACAAUUAAUUUUAUGCAUAUUAAAAUGAUUUGUGGCUUCAAA